Molecule: messenger RNA, 1830 nt
Organism: Pseudozyma hubeiensis SY62
Lineage: Eukaryota; Fungi; Basidiomycota; Ustilaginomycetes; Ustilaginales; Ustilaginaceae
Product: choline dehydrogenase
Exons: 1
Coding region: 1-1830 (609 amino acids)
Molecular function (GO): flavin adenine dinucleotide binding; oxidoreductase activity, acting on CH-OH group of donors
Source: RefSeq, a predicted model, not a curated record
AUGGCGGCUCCAUUCACCGACACUGGCGUCAAGGCCAACGAGUUCACCGAGUUCGACUACAUCGUCGUCGGAGGCGGUACUGCUGGUCUUGCUGUCGCUGCUCGACUCUCGGAAGAUGCUUCGGUCACCGUCGGCGUCAUCGAAGCCGGUCUGUGGCGACCCGAGGAUCCCAAAAUCAACUAUCCUGCCUUCAUCGGCCAGUCGCUCAUGAACCCUGAGUACGACUGGUGCCUUGAGACCGAGCCUCAGCAGCACUCCAACGGUCGCAAGUACAUCUGGCCGCGAGGCAAGGUCCUAGGCGGCAGCAGCGCACUCAACUUCCUUGUCUGGCAGCGCGGCUACAAGGGCGAGUACGACGACAUCGGAAAGCUCGGCAACGAGGGCUGGAACUGGGAUGACUAUGCCACCUUCUCUCGCAAGUCGGCCACCCUCGACAAGCCCUCGUCCGAACUUCAGAAGGCCAAUCUAGCCACAUGUGAUGAGGAGCUCCACGGAAAGGACGGUCCGCUUCAGACGUCGUACAGCAAGUGGUACACCGGCGCUCAGCGGCCCUGGUUCGAUGCGCUCAAGAGCCUGGGCAUCCUCAACGUCUCGGACGGUCUAGGAGGCAGCAACAGCGGAUUCUGGGUCUCGCCUGUCACCAUCGACUCCAACAAGAGCGUGCGAUCCUACUCGGCCAACGCCUACUAUGCCCCCAACGCCUCGCGCAGCAACCUCAAGGUCAUCACGGGUGCGCACGCUUCCAAGAUCGUAUUCGCAGAUCAGAAGUCCUCGAAUGGAGACCUGGUCGCCUCUGGUGUCGAAUUCAUCGUCGACGGCAAGACAUACACUGUCAAAGCCCGCAAGGAGGUCGUCGUCAGCGGCGGUACCGUCAACAGCCCUCACCUGCUCGAGCAUUCGGGCAUCGGCAAGGCAGAGGUGCUCAAGGCUGCAGGCGUCGAGCAGCGUAUUGAGCUCGAUGUGGGCGAGAACGUGCAGGAUCACGUCUACUGCACCAGCUCGUUCAAGCUCAACCCCGGCUACAUCACCUGGGACAAGAUGCGCCAGGAUGACUUCGCCAAAGCAGCCAUGGAGCAGUACCACGGCGAGGGCGAGGACCGCGGUAUCAUCGCCUCUGCGUUUUCCGGCUUCGCCUACAUUCCGCUCUCGCAGUACCUUUCGGCUGACGAGAUCGCCAAGAUCAAGAGUGAUGUCGAAAAAGUCGACUGGUCCAAGUACUCGAAAGGCGUUCAAGAGACGGUCAAGAUGCAGCUCGCUCGACUCGACGACGAAAAGUGCCCAUUCACAGAGUUGAUCUUUGCCCCUGGCUUCUUUGCGACCGCGUCUCCUCCUGCGGAUGGACAGGAGUACUACAGCAUCCUCUCGUGCCUCCAGCAGCCCUUCUCGCGCGGCAACAUUCACAUCGCCAGCAGCGAUGCCACGCAGCCAUCCAAGAUCAACCCCAACUACUUUAGCGUAGACGCCGAUCUCGAGAUCUUGUCCAAGGCGGUCAAGUACUGCGAAACUGUCACUGCCACUUCACCUCUGAAGGAGAUCACGGUUGCAAGGCAGGAUCCUGACCCAGAGAAAUACAGCUCGGACGCCGACUUUAGAGAGUUCACCAAGGAUCAGUCGGUGACAGAGUACCACCCGAUCGGAAGCUGCUCCAUGAUGCCUCGCGAGAAAGGAGGUGUGGUCGACGCCAGGUUAAAGGUGUACGGCACGAGCAAUGUGAGGGUGGCGGAUGCAUCCAUCAUCCCUAUCCACGUCUCUUCGCACAUUGUCGCGACGGUGUAUGCCAUUGGAGAGAAGGCGGCUCACAUGAUCCGCGAAGAUGCCGUGAAAGCUUAG